Vigna umbellata (rice bean) is the source of this 2122-nucleotide messenger RNA. Its product is annotated as nuclear transport factor 2-like. The record is from RefSeq and is a predicted model, not a curated record. Lineage: Eukaryota; Viridiplantae; Streptophyta; Magnoliopsida; Fabales; Fabaceae. Gene Ontology annotation, molecular function: mRNA binding. Gene Ontology annotation, cellular component: ribonucleoprotein complex; cytosol.
GAAAAAAAAAAGACAUUACAAUUACAAGUGUUCUUUCGCAUUCUCUAUUUUUCUCUCUCUCUCAACCGUACGUUGAAGGGUCUCUUUCUCUCUCUUCCCUGCAAGAUCCCGCAGUCCAAACCCUAGCAAACCCCUGAGGAAGCUGAGAAGAACACGCAGCGUCGUACACGCUACCCUUCUUCUCGCGCCUUGCUUAUUCCGAUCCAGUUAGACUGCUCUUGGAAACAGUUAUUAUGGCAACUUCAGAACAACAAGCCACUCCCACGACUCCUGAUGCUGAUAUUGUUGGUAAUGCCUUUGUUGAUCAAUACUAUCAUAUGUUGCAUGAAAGCCCUGAACUGGUGCAUAGGUUUUACCAAGAUGUCAGUAAGCUUGGUCGACCUGAACAGAAUGGUAUAAUGGGUGUUACAACCACUAUGUCUGAAAUCAACAAGAAGAUACUGUCGCUGGGUUAUGGUGAGCUCAGUGCAGAGAUCAUAUCUGUUGAUUCACAAGAAUCUUAUGAUGGGGGAGUCAUUGUAUUGGUCACAGGUUUUAUGAUUGGAAAGGAUGACAAUAAACGGAAAUUUAGUCAAUGUUUCUUUCUUGCUCCCCAAGAGAAAGGCUACUUUGUUCUUAAUGAUGCUUUCAGAUAUGUCGAUGAGAAGGGGAUUGAAGUGCCUGCUCAGGAUACUGUAUCUCCUGUCCAUCCUGACACUGUUGCAGAUGCUGUGCUGCAGACCCCUGUCUCUGAACAAAUACAUGUGGCAGUUGAGGAUCAUGGGGAGGAAGUCUACAAUCCAGAAACUACUCAAGCUUCAAUUGAAGAAGAGGAAGCACCUGUAGCUGAGGUUGUUGAUGAAAUUCCUGAUGCUUCUCAGAUGGUGGCCGGGAUUGCAUCUCAAAUGGAAGAUCUCCCAAAGAAGUCUUAUGCCUCUAUUGUGAAGGUCAUGAAAGAGGGUGUUGUGGCAUCUGCUCCUCUGACAUCUGUUUCUGUGAAACGUGCACACAAGAAUCAUGAACCUAAGCAGGAGGCUGCUGCAUCACCACCCAAUGUUAUCUCAGAUGUCAAUGCUUCUACUGUUCAAGAAGCUGAAGCUGAGGGCUAUUCUAUUUAUGUCAAAGGUCUUUCUUCAAGUGCUACACCUGUCCUCCUGGAAAGUGAGUUUAAGAAGUUUGGACCCAUUAAGAUUGGUGGUAUCCAAGUUAGGACCCAAAAGGGAUUUUCCUUUGGGUUUGUGGAGUUUGAAGUGGCAAGUGCUGUGCAAGCUGCUCUUGAGGCUUCUCCAAUUAUGAUUGGCGACCGCCAAAUUGUUGUUGAAGAGAAGAAAUCAACUAAUCGAGGUAAUACCAGAGGACGGUUCACAUCUGGUAGGGCUCCAGGCUACAGGGGAGAUGGCCUAAGAGGACGUGGAAAUUACGGAAAUGGCAGAAACUAUGGCCGGAAUGAUUUCAAUGGCCGCAGUGACUUCAAUGGUCGCAAUGACUUCAAUGGCCGCAGUGACUUCAAUGGCCGCAGUGACUUCAAUGGUCGCAAUGACUUCAAUGGACGCAAUGACUUCAAUGGUCGCAAUGACUUCAAUGGCAGGGGAGAAUAUGGUUAUAGGAAUGGCAACCGGGGAGGUUUAUCAAACCGUGGAGGUGAGGGGUAUCAGAGAAACGAUCAUAUGGGACCCACUGGUGGACGCAUGAAUCGCCCAGGUGCUGCUUCUGCUAAUGCAUCAGUCAAAACCAAUGGUGUUCGUGUUCCUGCUUCUGCUUGAUCAACUCACUCGAAGAGUAAGCCUGGUUGGAAAUGCACUGGAGAAUACACAUCUCAAGCAAUUGGAUAAUUGAGGAUAGCCUUUUUUGGAUAAUCUACUUUUUAAGUUUUAAGCUCUUUUUUUCUUCCCAUUUUUUUUAUAUUGGUGGUCUUGGUAAAGGUAGUUUCUAUUUUUUUUUUGAUAGUGUCGUCGUAGUGGUAGCUUGUGUUUCCCCACCUUUUUUGAAUAUAGAUAUAUAUUUGGGGUAACUCAUUUUGUUUUGGGAACUCGAUAGUAUUUGGUAGGUGCGACAUGAGGGGUUGCUAUCAGCAUGAAUUUGCGGAUUUGAUUUUGUAAAACACUGAAGUUAGUGUUAAAUAUGAUUUUAUUAUCGGUUGCAA